This is a messenger RNA of Rotaria sordida, 1146 nucleotides long. NCBI's taxonomy places the organism in Eukaryota, Metazoa, Rotifera, Eurotatoria, Philodinida, Philodinidae. The record is from the annotation of a GenBank genome assembly.
AUGUCAACACCAUUAUCAUCAACGUCAACGUCCACAUCCACAUUCACAUCAACACCAACGACAACAUCAACAACAAUUACCACUACUCAGCAAUCACGAUGGUCUAAUACUGGCAGUAUGAAUAAUGCACGACAUGAACACACAGCAUCCUUGUUAACAAAUGGAAAAGUAUUAGUUGCUGGUGGUAACAAUGGUCAUGUUCUAAAUAGCGCUGAGUUGUAUGAUACAUCAACAGGAACUUGGACAAUUACUGGUAGCUUGAAUACCACACGAUAUGGACACACAGCAUCCUUGUUAACAAAUGGAAAAGUAUUAGUUACUGGAGGAUAUAGUGGUAGUAUAUUUCUAAAUAGUACUGAGCUAUAUGAUCCAUCAACAGGAACUUGGACAACUACUGGUAACAUGAAUAGUGCACGAAACUUUCACACAGCAUCCAUAUUAACAAAUGGAAAAGUAUUAGUUAGUGGCGGAUAUAGUGGCAUUAGUAUCGUAAAUAGUACUGAAUUAUAUGAUCCAUCAACAGGAAUUUGGACAACUACUGGUAAUAUGCAUAAUGCACGAGAUGGACAUACAGCAUCCCUAUUAGCUAAUGAAAAAGUAUUAGUUGCUGGUGGCUUUGGUGAUCAUACUUUUCUAAAUACUGCUGAGUUGUAUGAUCCAUCAACAGAAACUUGGAGAACUACUUAUAACAUGCAUAAUGCACGAGAGUAUCUCACAGCAUCCGUGUUAACAAAUGGAAAAGUUUUAGUUACUGGCGGAUCUGCUGGUAGUACUACCAUAGAUACUGUUGAGUUAUAUGAUCCAUCAAGAGGAAGUUGGACAAUUACUGGUAAAAUGAAUAAUGCACGACAUAAUCAUCAAGCAUCCUUGUUACCAAAUGGAAAAGUAUUAGUUACUGGCGGAUCUUCUGGUAGUACUAUUCUAAAUACUGCUGAGUUGUAUGAUCCAUCAACAGAGAGUUGGACAAUUGAUGAUAGCAUGAAUAAUGCACGAGAUUAUCAUACGGCAACCAUAUUGACAGAUGGAAAAGUGUUAAUUGCUGGUGGAACUGUUGGAAAUACUACUCUAGAUACUGCUGAGUUAUAUGAUCCAUCAAUAGGAACUUUGACAAUUAUCAAUAAAAUGAAUAAUGCACAAAAUAAUUAA